Molecule: messenger RNA, 1272 nt
Organism: Zeugodacus cucurbitae (melon fly)
Lineage: Eukaryota; Metazoa; Arthropoda; Insecta; Diptera; Tephritidae
Gene: Cpr66D
Product: putative mediator of RNA polymerase II transcription subunit 26
Exons: 3
Coding region: 189-989 (266 amino acids)
Cellular component (GO): extracellular matrix
Source: RefSeq, a predicted model, not a curated record
GCGGUUUGCAGAUACUUUUUUGGUACCUACGAGGACGAACGAGCAGCGGUUUGGGUGUGUUGUUGCAAAGUAAAUGAAAAUAAAGUUUUUCUGUGUUUAAUAUUGUUGUUGUAGUUAUUGUGGGAGUGUGUGAAUUCAAGCAAAGAACAACGCUCAGUUUUAAAUAACAGUUUCCAAAAAAAAUUAAAAUGUGCUCUACAAUGCGUUUACUCGCCCUUUUGGGUCUGAUUGUGUUAGUGCGUGCGCAACAACAGAAUGUUGAUCCCGCUUAUCUUCGUCAAUACUAUCAACAAUUGCAACAGCAACAACAACAUCAGCAACAAGGCGCCGACGCCACGCCCAUUUAUGAACAAAAUUCCGAGCAAACACAACAAUAUGUGGCGCCAGGACAACAAUUUCGCCUAAAGGAUACCGUACGCGAACAGAUACAGGCGCAGCAACAACAACAACACCAAGGUGGUUAUGUUGCGCCAGCGGUGCGUGAUUACGCACAGCAUCAGCAGCAACAGCAAUACCAGCCCCAGCAAUAUCGUCCACAGCCACAAGCCGUUAGUCCACCACGUCACUCACAGCCUCAGUAUCAGCCACAGAAGGCUAAAUUGCAGGCACAACGUCCACAACAACAACAAGCCGAGGAGGAGGAAUACGAUGAUCAAAACUCUUCCUACCAAUUCGGUUUCGAUGUUAAAGACGAUGAAUUCACCAACUAUCAAAAUCGCAAGGAAGUACGUGAUGGUUCCGUGAUCAAAGGCAGCUACUCAGUGGUCGAUUCGGAUGGUUUCAUACGCACCGUUAAGUACACCGCCGAUCCAAAGGAGGGUUUCAAGGCUGAAGUCAUUCGUGAGCCCACCGAUAUUGUUGUGAAGAUCCCCACGCCCGCUCCACAACCAUUGGUGCGUCAAACUCACAAAUCGCAGGAUUAUGCGCUGAAACCAUCACAGCAAUAUCACCAGCAACAGCCACAGUACCAUCAGCAAUACCAGCAGUAGAUGUGUGUUGUGUGUGUUGUAGAGCGUAGCUCACGCUCGAGUCGAGUCGAUUUUUGGUAGUCCAUUUGACUAACUAACUAUAUUGUGGCCUAGAGCACCGUACGCGAUGUCCGCGCGUUGUGUGCGGUUUGUGUGCAUAAUAACACUUAUUUUCAUUUUUCAUCAUAGGUUAUACUUUAUUUAAAUCAUCCGCUGUUCGAAACAUUUUAUGGAUUGUAUGAAAUUUUAAUUUAAGUGCAUAUAGAAUUUUUUAAUCGAAAUAAAUAAAAUGGAAAAACAUUAA